This is a messenger RNA of Aphanomyces astaci, 402 nucleotides long. RefSeq lists its product as hypothetical. The coding region runs from base 1 to 402 and encodes 133 amino acids. The transcript is spliced from 2 exons. The record is from RefSeq and is a predicted model, not a curated record. Lineage: Eukaryota; Oomycota; Saprolegniomycetes; Saprolegniales; Verrucalvaceae.
AUGAGGAGGCGACCGUACACGUCGAGUUCCAGGAACCGCAACACCAAGACCGACGUCCUCGUUGAAUGCAUCUACACUGACGGAAUGACAAAGACAACGUACGGCUCUGGGUCGGAGUCAGCGCUGAACGCAUCCCCAGACAUAUCCAUGUCAACGAGAACUCUUGCGGAAGAGGUUCAAGCCAUUCGCGACGCCUUUGAAUCGCUCGACUACAACGAUGUCGACAGUCACUUUGCGUGCGCUGAAGGCGAUGAGCAACCGUACGUUGUAUGCCGUGACGUGACCGUGGACGCGUUCAACGAGUACAUCCGCCUCGAGGAGGACGAAAACGACAAGCUGCCCGUGGCGUUGCGGUUCCUGGAUCUCGAUGAGGACGGGCGUAUCCUCAUUGUCGAAUGGUGA